Bombyx mandarina (wild silkworm) is the source of this 2072-nucleotide messenger RNA. RefSeq names its product cilia- and flagella-associated protein 206. NCBI's taxonomy places the organism in Eukaryota, Metazoa, Arthropoda, Insecta, Lepidoptera, Bombycidae. Gene Ontology annotation, biological process: regulation of cilium beat frequency. Gene Ontology annotation, cellular component: axoneme; ciliary basal body. The record is from RefSeq and is a predicted model, not a curated record.
UACCUGUGAUUGAAAAAAAUAACAAUUUCUAUUUGUAUAUUAACAAUGGCUUGCAAUGAAAAUGUGGUGAAAAACAUAGCCAACGAAGUGGCCAGAGAAUGCCAAUCGCAAAAUGUGGCCGUGGAUCCCGAUUUCGUCAUAUACUUAAUCGAUUUAUUACUGUUGAAUCCGAAAUACGGGAAAUUGUUCACGAAAACUAUAAACAGAAACAAUUUACAGUUCUUCGUCGGUGAUUGUGUCGAUCUGCUGAUACGUGACAGCACGUCGAUCAAAACAUUAAAGAUGCAAUUUACAAUUCAAACUAAUUACGACAAGCUGCAAAACCUCAUCGACAAACACUUGGACUCCAUCGACAACUGUCUCCGGCCUUUAGUUAACGAAAUCCUCGACGAAGAACCGAAUCCUGAUGAUGAAGCCCAAACGAAGAAGUUAUUCAGGAAAAUAUCCAUAUUCAUCAUACUCGCUAGUGGUCUGGGUAACCCAGGAGUUAUAAUCACGUUAAAGGAAGGGAUGGCCGCCUUAGAAAGCGUUUUCUCUUGGAACGACUUGAAGAUGUUCAUUGCUUUGCCGAGGAACGAAAAACUGACCCAACUGAACGAGCUGAUGGAGAUCGUGUCGGGAGUUAGGAUCUUCAAUAGAGACUGCAAGAAAGGUGGAGAAGGGAUACCUGAUCUGCCUUUUGACUUGGUGGAUGCGGGUAAGGCUUGCCUGACGGCCUUGUCGAAUUCCUUGAUAACUGUCAUGCAAAGAGUCAACACGCUCACCACGGCCAUCGAAGACACCGUCGUGAUCCAAGAUGAAACUGGGAACGUAUUGAUCGAUGUUAGAAGAAACAGCGGACUGACGAAUGAUGAUUACAAUGAAAUAUUUCAAUUGUUAGCGUUCAAUCGACAGUACGAGGUGUUCACUAGGAAGCUGCUGUGUGACGUGGAGACGAUGUUACAGAGAGGAGCGCAUUACGUUGACCGAGUGAAGAAGGUUCUCGAAGAGUUACACGAUACCGUCAAAUAUAAAACCGCCGUCCCGACUGUGACAGUCUAUCCACUCUUCGCCAAGCUCUGGCAGACUUGGCGAGCCAUGCAAAACACCAUGUACCUGGUGUCGACGGCGAACCGUCUCAUGUCCGUUCUUACCAGCAUACAGGAACAAACGAAGAUACCGUACAACGUAUUGGAUAUCAUGCUUAGUGGUAAAGAGAUACUCUCUGACCAGGAACGCAUGUGUGGGCGCAUCAGUAUGGAAGACAGAUUAUCCCUCGGUGCUUUGAAGAAUUAUGUCGCGUACGAUAGCUUUUCCACACCGAACGAUAGAUACGUCCAGUUCCUAGGUUUCUGUGCCGUGUGCCUCGGCGUGGGGGCUUUAAUCCCGAGCAAUAUGAAGAUCGGCCUCAUCAAGUGUCAGGGACGACGUUAUGGCUUCUGUAGUGUCAAAAUGGCGGCCAAAUUCAGCAAAGACCCUCAACGGUACGUGAAUGAAGUUUUGGAAUACGCGAGAAACAAUCCCCAUGUUAUAAACCUGCUCAAUAUUGUGGAAGAUGCUUUUAGCGUUAAAGACAUUGAUAAUCUGAUAACGAAACACGAACCUAAAACUAAGGUCUCGGAUAAGGACAUCCAAACAGAAACCCAUCCGAUAGAAGAGCACAUUGAGAGGAAUUAUUCCUGGGACCUGUGGGAGUGGAAACGUCGAGCGUGCAAAUGGGCAACAAUAGUGAACAGUCGUACGCAUUCGACACAAACUGACUACAGUCACCUGAGGUCCGAGAUACAUUGCCAAACUUUUGAAAAUCGCGACAAAUCGCUUCAGACCAUGAAGAGUGCCGGAAUUAAUACGAUUCCGAAUAAGGUAUUCGUUUGGGGCUUGAGGGGUCGAAUCGGCGAUGGUCAGCACGCAAUGAACUUAGGCGUGGAACAUAAUGUCGAAAAGAAAAAAGAACAAACAGUCUCAGUGUGCACGUGGCCAUGUGCGGGAUAUAAUCGCGACGAAUCUACAAGCACCGGCUCUCUAUCGGACGAAUACGUACAGUUUUAUAAGCCGGACCUUGUUGAAUAGUAGUAUUGGAUUUUAUGUUAUCU